CUUAAACUGAAAAGCCAGUUGAACUGGCUGACUCAGCGAAUUAAGGCUCAUCGUGGGAGAAAUAAGCGGGUUUCAAGAUGUGCGGGAAAAAAUGGCUCAACCACCGUCGAAAAGUAGCACCAAUCUAUCUCCAUUAUUCUACAUAACUUGUUCCAUCUCCAUCCCCAUAUACAAGCCACCGCCUCAGCCAUAGCCACAAUUCUUACCAGUCCAUAUUCUUGAAUUGGGAAUUCAAAGCCUCUUCUAUUUUCUCGUAUAUCAUCUAUCUGACUAUCUCAGUGCACUUCUUCUUCUUUUUUGGAAUUACAGUCUUAUAGCUCUCUACCCCUCUCCAAUUUGGUAUUGUCAACCUUCACAAAAUAGGUAAUACUUUUUUAAUUUCUCAGAGAAGAUGGUGAAUCUAUUGGUUUGCAAUUUAUCAGUUUUAUGAAUUGGGUUUUGGAUAAAAUUGGUUGUUAAGAUAAUUGAGUCUCUCCCUCAAUGGAGGCUCGAAAUUCUCACCUCCAGUGGUGACUCAAACACUUUAGUCCGGCGGCAAGAUAUUUGAGACCACCAUCUCUACACUUAAGUCUAGCAGUCUGUAUUCCCUGUUAAACCUUUCAAAAAAGAAAAUAUAUAUUCAGAUUUUUAAAGAUUUUUUCACAACUUCCAUUAGAAAAUAAAAUGGUAGAAAGAUUGAGUUGAUUUGUUUAGUGUUAUCCUCGUUUUUUAUGUAUUUAGUCCAAUUUUAGGUAUUAUCGAUAAUUGUAAUUCUAGAUGUUGUCAAUAAUGAUUUCAGACACUCUUAGCAAUAUAGAGAUGUAAGAACUAAGAAGGUAUAUUCUGAAUUUUUAAUAUCAUAGAGCAUUGCCACUGAUGGACUAUUCCACAAUAGCUUUUUUUUUUCAAGUUACAACUUUCAAAUCAGAUAAAUAACCAUUGUAUCUGGUGAUAAUCAGAUAUUAAGAGGUGAUCAUAAAUUUAUUAGAAAAAAUUCCUACACUGGUGCACUUCUGCUAACUCAUCAGAAGUUGACAAUAUGCUGGAAUAAGCAACAAAAAGAACUAAAAAAAGAUAGACCACAUCCUUCCAAUGAUCAUCAUUCACACAAACAAGCAGAUAGUACAGUUCAAUUCAGAAGGCCAGUUUUGUUAUGAGCUUCUUGUCUAGGAAGAUAAAACAUUCUGAACUUCUGCAGUAACAUCCUUUGGUUGUUUUUCAGCAUGUAAGCUAGCAACAAUACCCUUCUUUGAAUAAUAAUCUAUAACCGGUUUUGUUUGGCGGUGAAAAGCCUCGAGCCUGGACUUGAGAACAACACAGUAUCAAAUAAAUAUUUUGAUCUAAAUGUUCCUUAAUAAAAAGAUGAAAUAAGUAUUUUAGUCAAUUUUACACUAAUGCUACCAAAUAGGGAGCAGGUUUGCUGACUGGUCUGAUAUACAUGAUAUAGUGACUGUUAUAUGUUACUAGCCAAAUGUCAAGGUAAACAAUCAAGUUAGUUAGUAUUCUUAUUUAUGUAUUCAUUUUUUAUUGCAGGACAAGUUGGAUUAUUUAUAAGUGACCUUUUUAUUAGUGACCUUUUUGCUACUGUAAAUUUAUAGAGUAAUUUUGCAAGUAAUUCAUUGUCCAUUAGGUAUGUGUAGUUUAUUGGUUGGUUCUGUACACUUGAUUGGUAAGGAGUUUAGAAGAGAAUGUUCCUCCACACACUUGGUUUUUGUAUUAAGCACUAAAUUAGUAAAGUAAUACUAUCUACUAUAUAUGUGCAGGCUGAAUUUUGAAGUGGAACUUAGCAAUUUUUACCUACUGUAAUCAAGAUUUCACAUAAUUUGAUUUUGGAUCAACUAUCCUUCUAUUGCUAGUUUUAGAACAUGAGAAGUUCAAUUCUUUUAACAAUUUACUCACAUCAUCUCUUUUUUAUUCUCUACAUAUGUGCUAUUUAUAUCUAUAGCAUAAUUUCUCUUUUUAUGCACAGAAAGGAUUAGGCUACAUAUACAUGGAUUCACAGGACCAUACUAACCUUCCAUUUACUAGUGAGAAUCAAUCUGCCAAUUAUGGAAUUUCAUCCCAGAAUUUGAACCAAUUUAACCCAAUGAACAAUCCAAUGAUGCAGCCUAUGUAUCACUUUGAUCCAACUAUUGGAGCAUAUGCUAUCCACAUUGAUCAACACAAUAGACCUACAUUUCCCUUCCAGCACAUGUUGAAUACCCCUAUGGGCACUCAGAACAUUGAGACAGUGAAUGCAUUAAACAAGAGAGCUAAAGACAUUCAAGAUCCAAAUCUCUCUCAAAAUGCAACAUCUAAGAAAGAUUGGACUACAGAAGAGGAGGUUGCUUUAACAGAAGCUUGGUUAUAUAUAUCCACAGAUGCUGAUGUCGGAACUAAUAAAAAAGUCCAGCUAUGUGGAAUCGUAUAUUAGAAGUCUGGAAGGAGAAAAUGGGGCCCGAGCACAAGAAAUCUAGGAAUAAUAAUAGCAUACAAUGCCAUUGGCACCAAAUACGAGUUGAGGUAGACGUUGGAGUUAUACAAGGAUUUCUAUGGCAGUCAUUUCAAAUUUCUUCACUGUUGGACAAUCUUGGUCAAGAAUUCAAAAUAGUGCUCAACAAAUCUUACGAAGACGGGGGUACAGCCCAAAGGUAAGUCUGACAAAAAUUAUUCACCACCGGUAGGUGACUCUGCAACUAGUAUCCAUGAAGAUCGAGUUCCCCCUGAUGGCAUUUAACGCGGAAGGUGUUGUGCGCCCACAAGGAAGAAAAGCUUGUAAAGAAAAAAAGCGAAAACUAAAUGAAGAAAAGGGUGUUGUCGAUGUAUUGAAUAAGCUACAAUCUACUCUGCAUAAACAAGUUAGUUUCAAUAUGACAAGCUUGGAGUUGAGAAAAGAGAAUGAUGAGAAAGAAUUUCAGUUGAAAGAGCAAGUGAUGAAAAAAGAAAUUGAACUAAAGAAAAAUGCUCAGAAGUUGAGGAAAAAGGAGAGAGCUCAGAAUUAUAUCAUGAAUCAAGAUCUAAGCAAGCUAUCACAUCGAACUUUCUUUGAAAUCAUGAAAGCUGAGAUUUCAAAAGAAUGGGAGAGAGAUGCUCUUUCCUAAAUUUGUGUAUUAAGUGAUGUUGUCUUUAGUUGAAUUUCAUUUAGUACUAAUUUUGUAAGUAAGUUUUUUUAUCUCUUGUUUAGUUAAUCAAACUUGUGUUGGUGAUUAUUUUAUGUGUUUAUUUUGAAUACAUUUUUCAAGUUAAAUGAUUU
Molecule: messenger RNA, 3211 nt
Organism: Cuscuta europaea
Lineage: Eukaryota; Viridiplantae; Streptophyta; Magnoliopsida; Solanales; Convolvulaceae
Source: the annotation of a GenBank genome assembly